AUGAUGUUCGGAAUCAUUUGGCUUCUGACACUCAGUUAUGCUGCAUUCGGCUCCGUUCUACAAGAUCGAAAAAUCCCUAUGUUCGCAACAAAGCUAAAGGGCAAGGACCUUGUCACCUACAUCAACAAAAAUCAAAAGCUUUUUACGGCCGACUUUUCGAGGAGAACUCCUGACUCCCGUUUUAUGAGUUUGAAGUUCCUGCAAUUAAAAAGCGACAUACCUCGCGCUGAAGAAAUUCCUUACGAUGGUCCGAUUCCAGAAAGGUUCGAUGCUCGAGAAAAGUGGCCACAUUGUAAAUCCAUACAGCAAGUGCGAGAUCAGACCAAGCCAUGCGCAUCAUGCUGGGCAGUUUCCGCAGCUUCGGUCAUGUCUGACAGAGCAUGCAUUCAGUCAGGGGGAAAAAUACAGACUUUGAUUUCUGACUCCGAUCUCUUAUCGUGCUGUGGAGGUGGAAAUGAAGUAUGUGGAAACUGUUAUGAUGGAGGAUAUCCCAUGAAGGCCUGGGAACAUGCUAUAGUCAACGGCACCUGCUCUGGGGGCCCUUACGGAGCGCAGAACGCUUGCAAACCAUAUCCAUUUUUCCCUUGCGGCCACCACAAGGGCCAAAGAUACUAUGGCGAAUGUCCGCCAUACGGCUACGAGACACCAAAAUGUAGAUAUGAGUGUCAGUCAGGUUACCCGAGGAGGUACAACCAAGAUAAAAUCUUUGCUAAGAGCGCUUAUUAUGUCAAAGACACGGUGAAGGCUAUUCAAAAGGAAAUAAUGCUCAACGGUCCAGUUCAAGCAUGCUUCGAGCUCUAUGAUGACUUCCGCAAAUACAAGAGCGGAAUUUACAAGCAUUUUGGUGGAGAAAAAAAAGGUGGUCACGCCGUAAAACUCAUCGGAUGGGGCGUGGAGCAAAUUGAUAACCAAAAAGUGCCAUACUGGAUCGCCUCCAAUUCCGAAAACUAUGAUUGGGGAGAGAACGGAUUCUUCCGGAUCAUUCGUGGAGAGAAUCACUGCCUCAUCGAGACCAACGUAAUAGCUGGAUUCAUGAAAGUUUGAAUAAAGCUGAAAGGAGAAUGAAACGUUUCAAGGCUUCCUAUGAAGUUUCGUUCAUUGUCUCCCAAUAAAUAUUGUUGACUAGAAUGGGAACCGAGAUGGG
Cylicocyclus nassatus is the source of this 1144-nucleotide messenger RNA. The record is from the annotation of a GenBank genome assembly. NCBI's taxonomy places the organism in Eukaryota, Metazoa, Nematoda, Chromadorea, Rhabditida, Strongylidae.